UAAAAAGCCCGAAGGCCCUGAGGCACCCUGCCUAGAUGGAGGUCACCGGAAGGCUGUUCAUUUGGGCCGUUUUGGCUGUCUCCUGUGGGGCACAGCUGAAUUCUACAGGGGCUGAAGGCAAAUCAAGAUGCACGGCCAGUCUGGGAGGGGCCAAUCUUGGAGAGACCCACAAAGCCUUCAUCCUACAGCUCAAUGCUGAUGAGGACUGCACUUGGACCAUAGAGAGACCUGAAAACAGGAGCAUCAGAAUCAUCUUCUCCGAUAUCAAGUUGGAUCCAGACAGUGGAUGUGAAAGUGAAAGCAUUAAGGUGUUUGAUGGAAACUCCACCAGUGGGCCUCUGCUAGGGAAGGCCUGUAGCAGAAAUGACUUUGUGCCUGUGUUUGAAUCAUCCUCCAAUUCACUGACGUUUCAGAUAGUGACUGACUGGGCAAGUUUCCAAAGGAGCGUCUUUAUCUUCUACUAUUUCUUCUCCUCUGGUACCACCAUUCCAAACUGUGGUGGUUACCUGCAAACACUGGAAGGCUCCUUUAGCAGCCCCAAUUAUCCACAGCCAUACCCUGAGCUGGCAUAUUGUGUGUGGCACAUACAAGUGGAGAAAGGCUAUAAGAUAAACUUGACAUUUACAGAUCUCUUCCUAGAACUGGACAACCAAUGCAAGUUUGACUUCAUCGCAGUCUAUGAUGGCCCCUCUACCACGUCAGGCCUGCUCAAACAGUUCUGUGGCCGUGAGAAACCUACCUUUGAAUCUUCCUCUGACGCCAUGACUGUCGUGCUAUCUACAGAUUAUGCCAAUUCCUACAAAGGCUUUUCUGUUUCCUACACUUCAAUUUACAUAGAAGAUGUCAACACUACAUCUUUAAGUUGUGCUUCUGACAAGAUGAGAGUCAUCAUAAGCAAAUCCUACCUUCAGUCACUCAACUACAACGAGAACAAUUUGCAGCUAAAUGACCCAACUUGCAGACCAAGUGUAUCAAACGUCAUAGAGUUCUCUAUCCCUCUGCACGAAUGUGGUACAAUCAAAAAGAUAGAGGACCACACAAUCAGUUAUACCAACAUAAUCACCUUCACCGAGUCUCCAAUUUCUGCUGUGAUCACCCGACAGAAGCACCUCCAGAUUGUGGUGACAUGUGAGAUGGAGUAUAAUUCUACUGUGGAGAUUCUGUACAUAACUGAGGAUGACAUCAUACAAAAUCAAAGUGUCCUGGGCAAAUACAACACCAGCAUGGCUCUUUAUGAGUCCAGCUCAUUUGAAAACCUUGUACAGGAGUCACCAUACUAUGUAGAUUUGAACCAAACUCUUUUUGUCCAAGUCACUUUGCACACCUCAGAUCCAAGCCUGGUGGUGUUUCUGGAUACUUGCAGAGCCUCUCCCACAUCUGACUUUGCAUCUCCGACUUAUGACUUAAUCAACAGCGGAUGUAGUCGAGAUGAGACUUGUAAGGUGUAUCCCUUAUUUGGGCACUAUGGAAGAUUCCAGUUUAAUGCCUUUAAAUUCUUGAGACAUCUGAGCUCUGUGUAUCUCAAGUGUAAGAUUUUGAUCUGUGAUACCAAUGACCAAGAGUCUCGCUGCAAUCAAGGCUGUGUCUCAAGAAGGAAACGAGAUAUUUCUUCAUACAAAUGGAAGACUGACUCUGUUAUAGGACCAAUUCGCCUGAAGAGGGACCGAAGUGCAAGUGGAGAUUCAGGACUUCUGCCUCAAACACAUGAAGCAGAAAUUUCAAACCAGCCUCUCAGUCAUCUGCACCUGUUUUCCUUCACGGUUCUUGCUCUGAAUGUGGUGAUUGUGGCCGCAGCCACAGGGAAGCAUUUCCUAAAUCGGUGGACGGAUUACAGAUACCAGAAGCUGCAGGUCUACUAGCCACAGACCCCGAGACAGGCCCCUGACUUCUCCUGGGUGUCUGAUGAAACAGCUCGCUGUGCCUACAAGGGUUAGGAAUAAACCAGGAAGGCCUAAAGAGCAACAUGCAUCCCGCCAUGUUCAAAUCACAGCCACGGUGUGUUUCAUUAUGGGGUGGCUGAAAUGAAUAAAUAGUACGUCUGGUCA
Messenger RNA from Apodemus sylvaticus (European woodmouse), 2045 nucleotides. It is a transcript of the gene Cuzd1, whose product is annotated as CUB and zona pellucida like domains 1. Lineage: Eukaryota; Metazoa; Chordata; Mammalia; Rodentia; Muridae. The record is from RefSeq and is a predicted model, not a curated record. The transcript has 9 exons. Gene Ontology annotation, cellular component: cell surface. The coding region runs from base 36 to 1859 and encodes 607 amino acids.